This is a messenger RNA of Lingula anatina, 1671 nucleotides long. RefSeq names its product DNA polymerase epsilon subunit 2. Gene Ontology annotation, biological process: DNA-templated DNA replication; error-prone translesion synthesis. The record is from RefSeq and is a predicted model, not a curated record. Gene Ontology annotation, cellular component: epsilon DNA polymerase complex. NCBI's taxonomy places the organism in Eukaryota, Metazoa, Brachiopoda, Lingulata, Lingulida, Lingulidae. Gene Ontology annotation, molecular function: DNA binding.
GCCAGCGCGGGAAGUUGCAACAUGGCUGCUAAACUGAAGUCACAGAUUUCUUCCGCGUUCAAGAUGCAUGGCUUGACGUUGAGAAGCGAUGCUACAAAAUAUCUGAUAGAAGUACUGACACCAAUCAGUGAAGCAGAAAGGGAAAAUGGACUGGACAAAAUUUUAGAAAUUUUGCAGAAGCAGCUGUUGAGUUCCACAAUGGUAAGCCGUGAUGUUUGUGAGGCUGCUGUGCAAGAAUGUAACCAAGAACAAGAGGAGGAUAGUGACAGAGUGUUUACUGUUAUAGAUGCUUUCUCAGUGCCUCAGUACUCAUACAGUUAUGAGAGGAAAAAGUUUCUGUUAAACUCCAACCUAGGCCUGCCACCCCCGUGCCUUCACAGUGAUGCUGAAGCCAAAUGCAGUCUGUACAGGGACAGGUAUACCCUUCUUCAUCAGAGAACAUCCAGACAUGAUCUCUUUACUCCACCAGCACUGGGCGCACAACAAGAACAGCACUCCAAGAAGUUCAAGCUAAGACCGGUUGAGUUCUUGUUGGGGAGUACUGCCAAGCUAGGGGAUAUUAUUGUGCUAGGAAUGCUUACUCAGCUGAAAGAGGGAAAGUGGUUCUUAGAAGACACAACAGGGGCUGUACAGCUUGAUUUGACAAAAGCCAACUUUCAUACUGGUCUAUUCACAGAGAACUGCUUUGUAUUAGCAGAGGGCUGGUACGAUGACAGUAUAUUUCAUGUUAAUGCAUUUGGUUUUCCACCACCAGAACCUUCUAAAACUACAAGAGCAUAUUUUGGUAACAUAAAUUUCUUUGGUGGUCCUUCUGCCACAAGUUUAAAGAUGUCCCCCAAACUGCAGCAGAUAGAGCAGGAAAACCAGGACGCCAUGUUUGUAAUAGUGUCAGAUGUGUGGUUGGACAGUGUAAAGGUGCUGGAAAGGUUGAGGCUUAUGUUUGUUGGAUAUGCAGAGAUGCCUCCAACUUGUUUUAUAUUUUGUGGCAAUUUUACAUCAUCCACAGGAACUAAAAAUAUAAAAACAUUACAAGAAUCAUUUAGGUCUUUAGCAGACAUACUAAAAGAAUUCCCGUCCCUGGUAGAAAACUCCAGGUUUUUGUUUGUCCCAGGACCUCAGGAUCCAGGCCCAGCCAAUAUAUUACCAAGGCCUGCUUUGCCAAAUGUUGUGACAGAGGAGUUUAGACGGAGAGUUCCGUCUGCCAUUUUUGCCAGUAACCCCUGCAGGCUACAGUACUGUACACAGGAGAUAGUGGUCUUUAGGGAAGACAUUGUGACCAAGAUGUGUAGAAAUUGUGUCAAAUUUCCAGCCGAUGGUGACAUUCCUACACAUUUUGCAAAAACCAUAAUAUCCCAGGGUCAUCUGUGUCCAUUACCGCUCCAUGUGUGUCCAGUCUACUGGUCAUAUGACAGUGCCCUGAGGGUGUACCCCCUGCCCGAUGUGGUCAUCACAGCUGACAAAUAUGACCCUUUCAUGGUCAGUCAAGUGGACUGUACAGUGAUUAACCCAGGUUCCUUUCCCCGAAGUGACUUCAGCUUCAAAGUCUACUUCCCAGCUUCAAGACAAGUGGAAGAGAGUAGGAUAGAUAUAGACUAAACAAGUUUGAAAACAAUAAAAUUGCUCUCCUGUAGCUAUGAGAAGUAUGUAGAUGUGAAUUGAACUACAUUACAU